UCCGAUGUCCGGCCGAGCGCACGUAGUAAUCACUGUAGUUCCGCAUGGUUUUUGGGCGCCACAGUUGGCCACUCGCGCUCACUUUUAAAACCGUGGCUUUCGCUAUCCGCGUGCCCUUUCAGUCAAUAAGACGGGUCCCGCUUAUAUUUUGCGGAGCUGAUUUGGAACGCAUGCUUUCCCCUAAGGCUAAACGGGCUUGUUGCGAUAAGGUCAUGGAGCCGGUGAAGAAGAUUGGGACGCACAACGGCACGUUUCAUUGCGACGAAGUGUUUGCGUGUUUUCUCUUGAAGCAGCUGCCGGAGUACCAGGAUGCAAAGAUCAUCCGUACCCGGGACCCUAAACUGCUGGCAGAGUGUGAUGUUGUAGUGGAUGUUGGUGGUGAGUUUGAAUCUGAGAAGCACCGUUACGAUCACCACCAAAGGUCCUUUAAUGAAACUUUUCAAAGCCUGUGCCCGGAGAAGCGGUGGGUCACCAAGCUGAGCAGUGCUGGACUGGUAUACCUUCAUUUUGGACACCGUAUUCUGACACAGCUCCUGAAAGGAACUGCUGCAGAUGACCCGGCAGUGCAGGUGCUUUAUGACAAGCUUUAUGAGAAUUUUGUUGAGGAGAUUGAUGCAAUUGACAAUGGAAUCUCACAGUUCGAUGGGGAGCCUCGCUAUGCCAUGACUACAAACCUCAGCGCCAGAGUUGGACACCUCAAUCCCCGUUGGAAUGACGUGGACCAGGACACAGAGAACGGAUUCCAGAAGGCCAUGGAAAUGGUAGGCAAGGAGUUCCACGAUCGGCUCGACUUUUACUUCAAGUCCUGGCUUCCAGCACGCUCACUUGUGGAAGAAGCGAUCCGCAAGAGGACUGAGGUGGAUGCCAGUGGUGAGAUCGUCGUCUUUUCCAAAGGUGGGUGUCCAUGGAAGGAGCACCUGUUGAACCUGGAGAAAGAGUUGGGGGUCAAGCCACCUAUCAAGUAUGUGCUGUUUGCAGACCAGAAUGGGCAGUGGAGAGUGCAGUGCGUACCUGAUGGACUGAACACUUUUGAGAACAGACUCUCUCUGCCAGAGGCUUGGCGUGGCUUCCGUGAUGAAGAACUAUCCACCAUCAGCGGAAUCCCAGGCUGCAUUUUUGUUCACUCCGGUGGCUUCAUUGGUGGCAACCAAACCGAGAAAGGGGCUUUGGAGAUGGCACGCAGAGCCCUGAAGGAAGCAGCUGUCUCCAACGACACCAACUUGAGCUAGCCUUGUGCUGCCUUGUGGACUUGACUUUUAUAAUAAAACGCUAAGAAAAGACGAA
Messenger RNA from Erpetoichthys calabaricus (reedfish), 1284 nucleotides. It is a transcript of the gene myg1, whose product is annotated as myg1 exonuclease. Lineage: Eukaryota; Metazoa; Chordata; Cladistia; Polypteriformes; Polypteridae. Gene Ontology annotation, cellular component: cytoplasm; nucleus. The transcript is spliced from 7 exons. The coding region runs from base 45 to 1229 and encodes 394 amino acids. The record is from RefSeq and is a predicted model, not a curated record.